ACUUUUAUAAACAUUUAUAAAGAGAGCUUUUAACAAUUAGGCCAAAAGAACCAACUAUAGCCAUGGUUGAAGAAGACUCUUCUGCAUCCCAGUCUUUCCUAAAGAGACACUGGGAAGGAUACAAGGAGUUUUGGGGUGAGAGAUUUUCAUUCUUGGACAACUAUUCAAGGUUCAUCAACCGCGAUAAGCCACUACCUUCUUGGUCUGAAGCUGAUGUCCAGGAGUUCAUUGCUUUUGACUCACUCCAUGGACCAACUCUGAAGACUGCUAGGGCAGCAGCAAAGUUUGGUGCUGUAGGAGGCCUAAUUGGAGCUGUUUCAACUGCAGGAGUUACUUGGAAGUACUCAAGGAGUCUGCAUGGUACUGCGUUGUCCCUUGGAGCUGGAGCUGUCUUUGGCUGGACAUUUGGACAGGAAGUUGCUAACCAUUGGCUGCAGCUAUACAGGAUGGAUACCAUGGCUUCACAGGUCAAGUUCAUGGAAUGGUGGCAGAACAAAGUUGAAGGAUGAUCUUAAUUUUCGCGAGAUUGAAGAAACAAAUGUCCGCCUUUGCUCUUAGCGCCAAACAAACGUUUGGUUAUUGACAAUAAACAUCUGUGGCACUGUUCAAAUUUUAUCCGGCGACUUGAAUUUUUUGUGCUCUAAGUAGUUUUUGACUAUGAGAUUUGGAUGUUUGUUUGCCUACAAAUGGAUAUUAUGAAACUAUGUAGAUUUUUUCAGUACUA
Messenger RNA from Solanum dulcamara, 724 nucleotides. Its product is annotated as succinate dehydrogenase subunit 6, mitochondrial-like. The coding region runs from base 63 to 509 and encodes 148 amino acids. The record is from RefSeq and is a predicted model, not a curated record. Lineage: Eukaryota; Viridiplantae; Streptophyta; Magnoliopsida; Solanales; Solanaceae. The transcript is spliced from 3 exons.